Messenger RNA from Rotaria sp. Silwood1, 357 nucleotides. The record is from the annotation of a GenBank genome assembly. NCBI's taxonomy places the organism in Eukaryota, Metazoa, Rotifera, Eurotatoria, Philodinida, Philodinidae.
AUGAUUGCGAAAUAUAAAUCAACGAAAUGUAUUGGAAAUUUGAUCGGUCGAGGACGAAAACGGAAGACAACAGCCCAUCUUGACCGUGUCAUUCAGCGUAAAAUCAAAACCAAUCGUCGAAAAUCGGCUCUGGCUGUCAAAAUUGAACUUCAAACUGAGCUCAACAUAACUGUUUCUGAAUCAACGAUUAGUCGGCGAGCUCAUGAAAUCGGUUUAUAUGGUCGUGUAGCUCGUAAGAAACCAUUGGUAACUAAAGCUAACCGUGGUAAACGUGUUCAAUAUGCUCGAAAGUAUCGAGAAAAACCUCUUGGCUUUUGGAAUAAUGUUUUAUGGUCUGAUGAGAAUUUAGCUCAAUGA